GCCUAGCUCGCAGUCGUAGUAUGAAUUUUGAUGGCUGAGCUAGCAAGAUAGCUGGCCUGGGAAUAUGCGCUACGUACGUACGUACAUGUCCGUGAAUGGACCCACCACGUACGUGCCACCGUGCCACGCCAGGUCUAGGUACCGAGCUAGCUGACGAGUGCGUUUAACGCGUAACGACGGCCGGACGUUUACAGCCAAAAAUCGAAAGGGGUGGAAAACCACACUCCACUGCGUGAUAAUUUGAAUUAAGAGCAAUUCAGUACUAUUAUCUGUUGACAACAAAAGCUGAAUGUGUAUUUAAAAGUUACUGAAAAAAGGCGAAAACGUUUCAUGGCAUCAUGCCGUUUACAAAGGAGGAGAGAGCAAAAUUGAAGGCGGAACGGUUUCGUGCUGAAGUAGCUGAUGAUGGGAGCGAUGCUGAAGGAGAAAAUGUAAAACAAGAAGCAGAGGGCAGUACUGAUGAAAACUCUGUCGGUAGUCUGUUACCUUGCUGUGUUCCAUUUGGUUGUACUGUAGGCAAAAUGGUGAAUGUUCUGGACCCAGACGAUGUGGAAAAAGUCGUGUGCAACAAUGCUGACUGUACACACGGUGAGUUCAUGCACAAAUCAUGCUUUCUUACAUGGGAAGAAGAGGUGCUAACGUAUUUGCGGUCAUCUGGACGGGCCCGCAGCUGGUCUGAAAAACAGAGGCGUCAAAAUCUAUGGACUAAAAAGGGGUACGACUUAGCAUGGAAAGCAUGCUCUUGCCAAUGUGCAAAAGGCCAUUUACGAAAAGAUCUUGACUGGAUUCCUCCAAAGCGUGUGGUCAAUGAAAGUGAAGAGGGCAAUCUUCGUAAACAGCGGAGACGUAAAAAAUCUAGUGACAAACCAAGCAUUGGUAAAGCCACCACUCUUCCUGGCAACUCACAUUCAGGAAGUACAGCAAGUGGGCAUGGUCGUCACCGUCAUGCAUCGGCCUCUUCCAAUGAAAACCAUACCCCACCACAUAGCCCAGUGGUGAAAUCAGACACUGUUUCUUCACCUACUCAGUCACCACACAGUUGUGCACAUUCAUUGUCUUCAAGUCAUCAACAAGGAGUAAAUGCAAGCCAACAGCAUGUGCGAUGCAAGCGCCAAUCUGAAGGGAACAAGAAUGAUGAAUUUGAAUGGCCGCCACCAAGACAAUACAGUAGUUGCUCUGAUGGAGGUGAUAACAUUCUAAAUUCACCAAGUGGACAUGGUGGUGGUUUGGGUUUGUUACCAGGGCAACAUCAUUCUCAGUCUCAAGAAAGUACUGGACAAAAUAAAAACAAUGAAAAGUUAGGACAAAAUAGCAAUAGUCUAUAUUUGCUGCAAACACACUGUCAAAACAAAGGGCAAAGCAAAUUUGAUGUAAGCCAUAAUGUGCCAUUUGUACACCGCGUGGAUCUUUCAAUUUUUGUCAAACUGUUGCCUCCACAAAAGUGCAACCCGUAUCACAUAAGGAUGGAUAGUGACCAGGGACCAGAUGGUGAUGAAGUGAGAGGGUUUGUACUUGGUGCUCUUGCAGCGCACGGAGUUGCGACCAUGAUCUGUUCCAUGUGUCAAAACCGCUUGCCAGUCUUUGAUUGCUACCCUCUAAUUGAUGGAACAUUCUACUUAACACCUCUCAACUACAGUGAUGUAAACUUGCGCUUGGUCCUGAAUGGUCGGGUGCAAUACCUUGGUGCGGUAUGCAUGCAGUGCCUGGAGGGAGUCAAACAUAUUGUAUGUCGCAUCUGUAACUCCCGUUGGGAUGGGAGCCACCACCAACUUGGCACAGUCUACUCCUAUGACAUCUUUGCUGCUUCUCCUUGUUGUCCAGGGCGUGUAAGCUGCAAACAGUGUGGAAAACCAGUUACGGACCCCACUCGUGGCACUCAUUUCUUUAGUGACUACUCUCAGAACAUACCAUGCCCACAUUGCGGUAUUCCAGAUUUUCAUUUUGUGAAACCAUUAAGUAGUUAUGAGGUUCUUUGUCAGGAAGUGAACACGUGUUGAUAAGAAUUAUUGUCUGAAAUUUUCAUAUGAUGCAGGUAUAUAUCGUUGGCCAUAUGAAAUAGAUUAUUACCAGACAUAAAAGUAGACAAGCAUGCAUGCCUCCGAGCUGUAUUGUCUUUUGGUAGAUAUCCAGACUCGCUGAUCACAUAAGUCACGUGGGCAAUUCCAUGGUAAUUUGCAUAACAUUUAGCGGGGGUGCUGUUAUUCUAUAAAGUCAAAGCAUUUAGCGUGGAUUUUUCUCACAGAAGCUCUGUUGAAAUGAAGUCACUAAACUACAAAAAAGAGCCAACAAAAUAAACAUCGGUUGGUUUGGCAAUAAGUAUUUUAUUGGUAACUCGUGUUACAAGAAAAGGACAUGGCAAACAAUUUAAUUUACAUGUAGUGGCUAUCGUUGCAGCAUAGCGUAGCGUUUCAAAGUUGUGCUAUCAUUAUGGCAUUGCAAAACACUAGUCUGAGUAACUUGGACUAUAUGGAUCGCUUUUUUAACAUUUUGACAUGGUCAGGCGAUGGUAGAGUCCGAGAUCGAUGGCCCUAUUGC
Molecule: messenger RNA, 2535 nt
Organism: Patiria miniata (bat star)
Lineage: Eukaryota; Metazoa; Echinodermata; Asteroidea; Valvatida; Asterinidae
Gene: heca
Product: headcase protein homolog
Exons: 1
Coding region: 339-1997 (552 amino acids)
Source: RefSeq, a predicted model, not a curated record